Molecule: messenger RNA, 4794 nt
Organism: Frieseomelitta varia
Lineage: Eukaryota; Metazoa; Arthropoda; Insecta; Hymenoptera; Apidae
Gene: RhoGAP1A
Product: active breakpoint cluster region-related protein
Exons: 14
Coding region: 463-3744 (1093 amino acids)
Biological process (GO): positive regulation of GTPase activity; intracellular signal transduction
Cellular component (GO): membrane
Molecular function (GO): guanyl-nucleotide exchange factor activity; GTPase activator activity
Source: RefSeq, a predicted model, not a curated record
CGAGGAAAUUUCUAUUUUGCGUAAGCGCACCAUGAAAAAUAUCCAUCGUGCGUGAAGCGCACCUGCUGCGCCCGAGGAAGGGCAGUGUCCGCGAAUGAAGUAUAGCGAAGGCGUCAAAAUGAUAGGAGAGGGCAUGGGGAUCGGAGCGUGAGCUACGCAGGAGAUGUCGACAAGAUGACAGCGGUUGUAUGACGCUCGUCUCGUUGUUCUUUCUGAGUUAACGUUGUGGCGUGUGGCCAGGUGGGGAGAUCGUUUCGCAAACGAAACGAACGACUUAUGCCUCGUUACGACGACACGUCCGUUUCAAUAGAUUCUCUGCGUCGAAACGAGAUCGUAAUCAGGCGAAUUCGGGUGAGAGCCGCGAUCGCCGCGCCCAUGCAAUGUACACAGCGGCCUGAAAUCGUGCCCGAGAUCAUCGCUAUCCCCGAGGAGUCCACCCUUUAAACGGCCUGGAGUGAAGUAAUGAGCGUUUUCGGGGAUUUCCAGCGUGUCUGGGUACAAAGAUUCCCGGACAGCGCCUUGCCGGCAGCUUGGGAAGAGGACGUCAGGGCCAACCUAGUCAAGCAUAAACAGAAGGUGACCGCUUUGAGAGAAGAACUUGAAAAAGAAGAAUUUUAUGUAGAAUAUUUAGAAAGAUUGUUGGCUGAUGUUGAACGUCAUAAGCAGUUGGCAAAUAUUAAUAUUGCAACCACGCCUGACAAACAACAAUCUACAGAAUCUCAAAAUCAACAUAGCUGCCAAGUAACAGAGAAUAAUUUGACAGAUUCUACAAGCUCAUCUAAUGUUCAACACGUGGAAUCAUCAGCUCCAUCUCUGCCCGCGCGUGAAGAUAUAAGUAAAUUUCAGGACAAAUGUGUUUCUGAACUGAGUUCUACUCUUAAUACAAGCAAAAGACCCAAAAGUGAGAUACCAAAAAGUCCUGAUAAAGUGCCUGAACUUAGAAGAAACAGUGACCCAGAUGUGCCAAGUAAUUAUGUCACUGUAAUUGAAGUGACUGGAAGUUCAAAGAAAGAUAAAAAUGAAGAAUCUCUCAAAGAAGAAGAUGAAAAAGAUUUAGAAAAUGCAAUUAAUGAAGAUGGAGAAGAUGGUGAUGCGGAAAUAUCUGAAGAGGAACCUUAUUAUGAUUCUGUAGCUUUAGACCAAACAGGAGAAUAUGUAUAUAUUGAUGCACGUGUUCCACCUGUCGGAAAUAAUAAUGGCAGUAGAGCACCACCAAGGAGGCCACCGUCGUUACCUGACUCUCCAGGGAAUCAGAGCAAUUAUGUCAACAUUGAUUAUUUUAUACAACAUCGAGCAGCAAUGGAUAGCGAAGAUGAAGAGGGUGCAAGUCCUGCACCACCAAUCUUAUUACGCGCUCUUAGCACCGAUAAUGAAACUGGUAGUAGCGACGCGGAACCUUUAAGUCUAAGUGAGGGUAGUUUAGAAUCACCAACACCAACUACACCUCGUCGACAGGAGAAAUGUAAAGACCGUGAAGAUGACAGAACGUCUAUGAUUAAAUGUAUUGUAAACUCGGUGGUAGAGAGCGAAACUAUUUAUGUCGAGUGUCUAAAUGUAAUGUUACAGUACAUGAAAGCCAUCAGAGCGACAUUAACAACAUCUCAACCUGUUAUUUCUGAAGAUGAAUUUGGUACGAUGUUUUAUAAGAUUCCCGAAUUACAUGCACUACAUCAGACAUUUUUAGACGGUCUCAGAAAGAAAUUAGACAAAUGGGAUAGUAAAACUACUAUAGGUGAACAAUUUAAAAUAAUGGCUAGCAAUAUAGGAUUAUACGGAGCUUUUUUACAUAAUUAUGCUCGCGCUACUGAUACCGUGCGAAGGUGUUCUGCACAUUCGACUCAAUUCGGUGAAAUUACAAGGGAUAUAAGACUUAGAGGAUUUCCAAAAGGACCAGGUUUAUCUCUUGAAGAUCUUCUGCAUAAGCCAGUAGCUCGAGUACAAAAAAAUGCGCUAGUAUUGCAUGAUCUUCUUAAACACACACCAGUGAAUCAUGCAGAUCAUGCACCACUCUCAGAAGCUCUUGCUAUGACAAGAAAUUUUCUAGACGAAUUUAAUAUUAUCCAAACAAAGUCAAUGUUUCCGAGUCAUGAUAGAGCACAACGGAGAUUAGUGAAAAACUCAUUUGUAGUAGAAUUGUCCGAUGGUCAUAGAAAGUUGAGACAUCUUUUUCUUUUUAAUGAUGUAAUUGCUUGUGCAAAGUAUAAAGCUUCUGGUAGAGACAAAUUUACAUUUGAAUUAAAGUGGUAUGUAUCAGUGGCAGAGGCGGUAGUGACAGAAGAUGGUGUUGAACCUCGUGAAACUAGUCCAGCUAAUGUUGUAGCUUUGAGGUCACAGGCGUGUACAGUACGUGAUCAGAUACUUUGGGAAGAACGAAAUGAUGAGAAACGAAUUAGACUCGGUGGUAGAGGUUCAGAAAAAAAUAGGAAGAAACUUGCUGAGCUUGAAGCUCAAUUGGUAUUAGCAUCUCCAAAUUUAGUAUUACGCGUUGCGCAUAAAAGUCAACAUCGAGUUCAAAACUCGUACACAUUCUUUCUAUCCAGUGAAUUUGAACGUUCUCAAUGGGUUGAAGCAGUGGAGGCAUUGCAACAGGUAAUGCGUUCCCAUAUGUACCUAGAUAAGUCAAAGGGUGGACAACCUCCAGGGCCAUUACCUUUAUCAAUGUACGAAUUACAGGCUUGGGUUACAGCUUGUCGUACUUAUCUUCAAACAGAUAUGGGAAGUUAUUUACUGAGAUCAGGACGCGAUGAAAGUUUAUUACUAGGCGACCUUCAUUUAACUUUGCUUGGUUUAACACCGCCUGGUUUAGAUAGAGUAGGAGAUCUUUACAUUAUUGUAGAAGUUGAUAGUUAUGGACACUAUUUUAAACGAGCAAGAAGUCGAGUUGCGAGAGGUCAAGCUCCAACUUGGGGCGAAACAUUCGUUGUGGAACUCGAAGGAAGUCAAAAUGUUAGAAUUUUGUUGUAUGAAGAGUGUGGAACGCGUUCUGUAUUACGUGGCAAAUGCAUACAAAGAUUAAGUAGAUCUUGGCUUCAGUCGGAUCAAGUAGAGAGGUCACUAAAUUUAGGCCCAGCUACGUUAGAUGUAGCUCUUCGUUUUGUUCCAAGUGAAGUGACAUUGAGACGGGUACCAUCUGCUAAACCUCAAGGUUUAUUUGGAGCUAAAAUUCAACAAGUGUGCAAACGUGAAAAACGCGAUGUUCCUUUUAUUGUAACUGCAUGUGUUAGGGAAGUGGAAAGGAGAGGGGUCGGAGAAGUGGGACUGUAUCGCGUUUCUGGCUCUGCUUCCGAUCUAACAAAAUUACGUAAAUCAUUUGAAAGCAAUUCGUAUGAAGCAGAACAACUACUUAAAGAGGUUGACGUUCACUCUGUAACAGGUGUGCUCAAGUUAUAUCUCCGUGAAAUGCCAGAAGCUCUCUUUACGGAUGCUCUUUAUCCAGCGUUUUUAGAAGCUUUUCAAACUGGCGAGCUAUCAAAAGGUGCUGCUCUUAGAAGAGUAUACGAAAGUCUGCCAGCUGUGAACAAAGCGGUCAUCGACUUUCUACUUACUCAUUUAAUAAGAGUUAAUAAACACGAGGCUCAAAAUAAAAUGUCUUUGCACAACUUAGCGACGGUGUUCGGACCGACGCUUUUGCGCCCUGGUACGAAUUCGCGAUCCGAUGCAAAGAGUCGAGAUCCAUUAGCUGCGGGGACCGUGGACGUGAUGGCACAGGCCGAUUUGUGUAUUAUCCAGAGACGUAAAUUUUGAUCUCGUUAAUGUUUUCAAAAAUAGAUAGUACUAUAUAACAAGAAAAGAAUUUUACAUAGAAUUUAUUAUUUCUUGUUUCAAUAACGAAUCCGGGCAAUUUCGAGCUGGUGGAGGUAAAGGUAGUUUGACUGGUGUGGCAGCUAUGUUGUCCCAUAGUCCAGGAAGUCGAGAUCCAUCAGAACCAUUGCAUUGCAUUCCUGAUCAAACAUUAUAUAAUCGAACAUUAUAUAUCACAGAUUAUAAUUACCAAUUAAAUUAUCAAAAUCAAAACUUCAGAUGUUUAAUACAUUAAUAAAUUAUACAAUUAGAGACCUAAUGGCGCAGCUUCAUAUAAAUCAUGUAAAGCUUGUACGCGAACUUUGGUCCACUCGAUAUUUUUGUAAUUCGCAGAAAUUCCAUUAUCAGCAAUAGUUAAUUGAUUUUCCCAUUCUCUCAUAUAGCGAAAAUAAGUCCUCAAAGCAUCGUCGCUAAUAGCACUUUUGCAAACCUAAGGAACAUUAACCGCUUCUUUAUUAAAUUUUAAUUAAUAAAAAAAUAUUAAUUUUUUAUACCUCUAAUCGAGCAUUAGGAUAAUAGUGAAUGUAAUUCACACACAUCUCGUCGGAAAUGGCGAACCCACCAAGAGUAACAUUCUUUCUAUCCAUCGUAUUAUAUGUGCAACUUGUUAUUAAGGAAUCUCCCUGUAAUUAAUUUUUUUUAUUAUCAUUUUUUUAUUUAUUCAUUAAAAUCUAUUAUAUGCGUAUAAUAUGAUGGAGUUCAUCACAUGAAUUAUACAAAAUAUUAGAUUUUAAUUCUUACAGGCAAAAUGAUAAUAGGUUUUGGCAGAAGACGAAUUUCUUGAAAAUGAGUGGAAUAAUGAUUAUCAUAAUUUAAUAAAGGCAACUCCUCCCCAUCUCUAAUAUGACGAGUAACAACUUUUAUGCCAGUUAAAUGUGUAUGAAGUUGGGAUGCGAAAACAUGUAUUCCUUGUUGUGGGAGACCAACACCUGUACAUUCUUGUAUACAAUGUCCCGCUAAAAUAAAGGCUUCCUACAACGGUUUUGUUAUUAA